Messenger RNA from Solea solea (common sole), 1114 nucleotides. RefSeq names its product distal membrane arm assembly component 2 (gene dmac2). The transcript is spliced from 6 exons. Gene Ontology annotation, molecular function: protein binding. The record is from RefSeq and is a predicted model, not a curated record. NCBI's taxonomy places the organism in Eukaryota, Metazoa, Chordata, Actinopteri, Pleuronectiformes, Soleidae. Bases 50 to 850 code for a protein of 266 amino acids.
GCGAAAAUGACCUUUUGUCCUUCACGACUUGCUGUUGACCUGCGCUGUGAUGUCGGCUCACUUGAUGUCUCUACACAGAUGCUGCCUGCGGUCAGCUCGCCUCCUUGUUGCUGGGCGACCAUUGAGCUCCAGCUCCGUUUCUUCACCUCCUCUGCACACAAGGCUUCUCCUCUUUCUCACACAGCGUUUCUAUGAUGUGGAGAUGCUCCUGAGGUGGAGGUCUCAGCAGGGCCAGAGGAGGGUUCAAAAGAAGAACGCGUACUACAGCUACACUCAGCACUUUCAUGGAGCAGACAUAGCCGCAGCGUUUUAUGUCUUGAGCCUUAAAGGUGGAUUUAGGUAUGUCGGUCAGUCAGACUGGUUUCAUACUGACAAGAGGGGUCAAUUCAACUGGGACUUCUUAAAUCACAAAGACACACCUCUGGAAGAAGUCGACAUGAGCUACUCUCUCAUCAGUUACUCAGGACUGGAGAACCUUGUGGGUCAGCAAUCUCUAAGGACUCUGUCAUUACAAGGGUGUCCUGAAGUAGAUGACUGGUUCCUGGCCAGACUCCAUGUGUUCCAGGACUCUUUGGAGGAGCUGGAUAUCUCUCACUGCCCACGCAUCACCACAGGAGGCCUGACUGCACUGAGGAACCUCAAGGGGCUGCGGCGUCUGGACAUGUCCUCCCUACCUGGGAUUUCAAAUCCUGGAUUGGUCAUCAUCCUACUGGAGGAAAUGUUACCACAGUGCCAAAUCAUUGCUAGUGGAUAUGACCUGAGUCUGAGUCAAGAGGGCGUAGAGGAAAGGAUUGAACAGCAUGAACAGGGACAUGAAUCAGAUAAAUCAGAAAAACAAGCAAUCUACUGAGAUGGAUAUUCUUUUACAGGAAGGGCAGCAGAGUAGUGUUCAAGGGAAACCAAAUCUUUUGUUUAUACAGCACUGCAGUAAUCAUGGCUUCUACCUUUAGAUAAACCCUUGACUGAUCCAGGAGUGUGAACCAUGUAUAGAUACAAAUUUGUAUAUAAAUCACCUUUCACAUCAAAAGUUAUCCCAUUCAUAUUGUAAAUGUGGUGAUGGUUUAUUUAUUGUUGAUAUGUAAAUAUAAAAUAAAGAUAGAAUUGUUCAAUGUCA